AACCAUUCGAACCAUUUGACUGGUACGUUACAGUUGGUUUUUGGCAAGUAAAAGUUUUAAUAUAGACAGAACUCAUUUGAUUUCACGACAUAAAGUAAGGGUUAACAAUGAAGGUUGGAUGUAUCAGACAUACGAUGCUUCUAUGCUUACCUAUGAUCAUAUCGAAGCUUCCAAUGUAAUACAGUUAGCUAAGGAACUUACAAAUACAAAACUACCAACAGAUAUUGAAGUGGAAUGGCUGUUAAAAGCAAUUUGCUUAAUCGAUUUAACCACAUUAGCUGGGGAUGAUACACCUGUCAAUGUACAAAGACUUUGUGUAAAAGCAGUUCAUCCGCUAAGUGAAUGCGUUUUGAAUAAAAUUGAAAAUGCGUUCAAUAUGAACCUACAAGAUUUAAGAACAGCUGCUGUAUGUGUUUAUCCAUAUCAAGUUAAAACAUGUGCAGAAACUUUUAAGAAAUUAAAAUUACCAAAUUUUAAUAUUGCUUCUGUUGCUACUGGUUUUCCUACUGGACAGUAUCCUUUAGAAACUCGGCUAUUGGAAAUUAAAUCAGCUAUAAAUGAUGGAGCGAAUGAAAUUGAUGUGGUAAUAAAUAGAACAUUAGCUUUACAAGGUGAUUGGGAAGGAGUUUAUAAUGAAGUAUGUGCGAUGCGUAAAGCUUGUGGUGAUCAAGCACACUUAAAGACUAUUCUUGCUACUGGUGAAUUAAGCAGUUAUGAUAAUGUUUAUAAGGCUUCAAUGGUUUGUAUGUUAGCUGGAGCAGAUUUUAUUAAAACAUCUACUGGAAAAGAAACAGUCAAUGCAACACUCCCAAUUUCAUUGGUUAUGGCUAGAGCUAUUCAAGAUUUCAAUGAAGUAUAUGGCAUCAAGGUUGGUUUCAAACCUGCCGGUGGUCUUCGUACAGCUAAAGAUGCCCUCGAUUAUCUCCAAUUAUCGAUAAUGUUCUUGGCUCUGAUUGGAUAAAUCCAGAUUAUUUACGAUUUGGAGCUAGUUCAUUAUUGGCCAAUAUUGAAACCCAACUAUACAGUCUAUGCCAUAAUGGUUUAAUACCAUUACCUGGUGAAUUAGACUUUUUCUAAUUGUUGAUUACCUUCUUUUUCUCUCUUGUUUUCUUUCAAUUUACUCGAUUUGAUUAUUUUUAAUGAUUAUGUUUGCCUUAAUUUUGUUGUUGUUGCUGUUGAAAAUAGGUCGUUUCUAUCAAUUUUUUUUAAAAAAAUAUUGAUAAACCAAACGCUAUUUAUAUUUUGUACACAUUUCGUUUUGACUAUAAAAAGAAUACAAAGAGUUGUGGUGAUAGAAGUAAAGAGGAAAGCAAAACAAAAAAAUACAACAACUGUAUGUUUAGUCAAUAGUUUUUUUUGUUUAACGAAAAAAAAGAAAUAAAUGACAAGGGGUUCCU
This is a messenger RNA of Schistosoma mattheei, 1397 nucleotides long. Lineage: Eukaryota; Metazoa; Platyhelminthes; Trematoda; Strigeidida; Schistosomatidae. The record is from the annotation of a GenBank genome assembly.